Messenger RNA from Agrilus planipennis (emerald ash borer), 268 nucleotides. Its product is annotated as matrix metalloproteinase-2-like. Gene Ontology annotation, biological process: extracellular matrix organization; collagen catabolic process; proteolysis. NCBI's taxonomy places the organism in Eukaryota, Metazoa, Arthropoda, Insecta, Coleoptera, Buprestidae. Gene Ontology annotation, cellular component: extracellular matrix. The record is from RefSeq and is a predicted model, not a curated record. Gene Ontology annotation, molecular function: zinc ion binding; metalloendopeptidase activity.
UUCAGCAAAAUUAUUUAAUGAAGUUCGGCUACCUGAGUUCGUCGCCUCAGUCCGCGGGAGCCCUUCGAACCGAAAGGUCAAUUCGUGACGCGAUACGCGAGUUACAGGAAUUCGGCGGUGUUCCUGCUACCGGUGAACUCGACCAGCGGACUCUAAAGUUACUCUCGAAACCUCGGUGCGGACUUCCCGACAAAAUUCCACAUACUGGAAGAGUUAAGAGGUUUAUGCUGCAAGGACAGAAGUGGCAAUAUUCAAAUUUGACCUGGAG